AUGGAAGACCUCCUGCACUCGACGGCCAACAGCAACGGCAGCGUCGUCGUCGUCGUCGUCCCGUCGACAUUCCCCGACUCGAGUUAUUGGCUGAACUCGACGAUGAUGUCGACAACGUCGUCGACGGGGCUCGUGUCGUCCUGGCCGCCGGAAUCGACGGGUUACGCUAUCGUCAAGCUCGUUUUGUCGAUCCUGUACACGUGCGUGUUCCUCCUCGGAUUUUAUGGCUUCAAUAGCGAGAAAACGAGUUCCGACGGGGUUCCCAUCAUUGUCACGACCAUGUACGUCCACACGUGGCCGUUCGGGUUCUGGGUGUGCCGCACGUUCAUGACGCUGACAGGCAUCAACCAAAUAACAAGCAGCAUUUUCCUGACGGUCAUGAGUGCCGACAGAUACGUGGCAGUGUGUCAUGCCAUCUCAGCACCGCGUUGGCGAACGCCACUCAUCUCGAGGAUUGUGUCAUUGACUGUCUGGAUGGUAUCUACGUUGAUCGUGGCGCCCAUUUUCCUCUUCUCCAACGUGAUGCCGGACACAGAGACCGGACAGCCCAUGUGCAACGUGUUCUGGCCCGAAUCGAGGCUGUUCCUCAAUGGAGAAGCCGCCUUCAUCACGUACAGCUUCACCCUGGGCUUCGCUGUUCCACUGGCACUCAUACUUUGCUUCUAUGUCCUGGUUGUGGUGAAGCUCAGGACUGUUGGCCCGCGACGGAAAUCCGCCCAACGACGUCGAGAUCACCAAAAGGUGACCCGCCUGGUUCUCACUGUGGUGGCCGUUUAUGUCUGCUGUUGGCUCCCUUAUUGGCUGACUCAGUUGGCGUUGCUCAACGCUGACUCCGCCCACACGCCAUUGGUGGCUACAGUGUACACGUUCGCGGCAGCUUUGGCGUAUUCGAAUUCAGCCAUGAAUCCAAUUCUGUAUGCUUUCUUGUCCGACAACUUCAAGAAGAGCUUUACAAAAGCGUGCAGGUUCGUGGAUUGA
Notodromas monacha is the source of this 978-nucleotide messenger RNA. NCBI's taxonomy places the organism in Eukaryota, Metazoa, Arthropoda, Ostracoda, Podocopida, Cyprididae. The record is from the annotation of a GenBank genome assembly.